AUGAGGACUUCGCACGCCCAGUGGCACCCGAACUGCCUGAAGUGCACCACGUGCAAGACGCUCCUCAACGUGCGCUCGCUCGAGUCGUACGAGAAGAAGCCCUACUGCGCGGCCCACCGCCCGUCGGCCUCGGCCACCCAGGUCGCCGACGACGUUCACAUCAAGCAGGCCACCUCUGUGCCCAAGGCUGCGGAUCGUGCGGCGGGAGUGGACGUGACGGCCCAGCGCAAGUUCGCCGCGCCCGGCCGCAACGUGCGACUUGACGCCCACGCCGACCGUGCCGCCGACCGCUUCACCAGCGACCGCUCGGCCGACACCGGAGAGUACACCAAGGAGGCGAUGCCUUCGGCGACCAACGCCGGCAUCAGCUGGGCCGACUCGACCCACAAGGCCGACACCGGCGAAUUCGUGAGGGAGGCCUCGGCCUCGCGCACGCAGGCCGGUCACGCCUGGGCCGACCCGUCGCACAAGUCCGACCAGGGCGAGUUCGGCUCGACCCCGGCGGCGUCUGCCAGCUCGGCCGGCGCGACGUGGGCCGACCCCACUCGCCGCCACGACCAGGGCGAGUUCACCUACGACGAGAGCGGCUACGACCAGCAGCAGACCUACGACGACCAGCAGGGCGGCUACACCGAGGGUGGCUACGACCAGAGUGGACAGUACUACGAGGGCGGCGAGGCCGGCUACGACCAGCAGUACCAGGAGGGCCAGUACGCGGAGGGCGGCGAGGGCCAGUACGACCAGCAGUACUACGAGGGCGGCGAGGGCCAGUACCAGGAGGGCGGCUACGACCAGCAGUACCAGGAGGGCGGCGAGUACUACGAGGGCGGCGAGGGCUACUACCAGGAGGGCGGCGAGUACCAGGAGGGUCAGUACCAGGAGGGCGAGUACUACGAGCAGCAGUAA
This is a messenger RNA of Acanthamoeba castellanii str. Neff, 906 nucleotides long. RefSeq lists its product as uncharacterized. Lineage: Eukaryota; Discosea; Longamoebia; Acanthamoebidae. Bases 1 to 906 code for a protein of 301 amino acids. The transcript has 7 exons. The record is from RefSeq and is a predicted model, not a curated record.